Messenger RNA from Lathyrus oleraceus (garden pea), 762 nucleotides. RefSeq lists its product as uncharacterized. The record is from RefSeq and is a predicted model, not a curated record. The transcript has a single exon. The coding region runs from base 1 to 762 and encodes 253 amino acids. NCBI's taxonomy places the organism in Eukaryota, Viridiplantae, Streptophyta, Magnoliopsida, Fabales, Fabaceae.
AUGGUCCAGAUGUUAACUCAAACUUUGGCCACUGUGCUAAAUCCUCUUAUUGAGAGUACAACUCAGUCGAAUCAACAAAUGACAGCACAAGUGGCUCGAAUGUCUGAGUUUCUUGGUAUUCCUCAGCACCAGCGUCCCCUGCCCAGGGAUUGGGUGAGAGAGAAUCAAGAGCUCACGUUUGAGGAGGACCUCACCAUUAAGCAGAUCCCACAAAAUCAAGGGGGAAUAGUGGUACCUCCUAGGGUCGAACCACAUGUACCCAGAGAACCAAGGGUGUUAAUGGUAAAUAGGAAUCAAAAUGCCGAUGAUAUCAUACAACAAGUUCAACAUGAUGAUGUGGCAGCAGAUAAUAACCUAGCAGUUAUAGUCGAGAGAAUUAUGGUUCGAAAUGGGGUAAAUUUUGGUCUUAGAAGACCAAAUUAUACAUUGCCUUUGGCAGAAUAUGUCUUACAUACAGAUGUGCCCCUGAGGACCAAGAUCCCCAAAUUCACCAAGUUUGUUGGGGAUACUACUGAGUCUACUAUCGAACACGUGGCAAGAUAUCUAAUCGAAGCUGGAGAUAUGUCAAAUAAAGAGAGUAUUCGGAUGAAAUUUUUCCCAAGUUCUCUUACCAAGAAUGCUUUUAGAUGGUUCACAACAUUGCCCCAAAAUUUUAUCCAUUCAUGGAACCAGUUAGAAAUAAUGUUCCAUGAACAGUUCUACAUGGGGCAAACAAAGAUAAGCUUGAAAGAGUUGGCCAGUGUCAGACGAAAAAUUCACUGA